This is a messenger RNA of Arachis stenosperma, 2674 nucleotides long. Its product is annotated as probable inactive receptor kinase RLK902. The transcript has 4 exons. Gene Ontology annotation, biological process: protein phosphorylation. NCBI's taxonomy places the organism in Eukaryota, Viridiplantae, Streptophyta, Magnoliopsida, Fabales, Fabaceae. Gene Ontology annotation, molecular function: ATP binding; protein kinase activity. The coding region runs from base 142 to 1782 and encodes 546 amino acids. The record is from RefSeq and is a predicted model, not a curated record.
AAGAGACAUGGAAAAAGGGACAAAGCUUGUUUAAUUUACAAGUGUUCCAAGAUCUGCAGGUGCAGUUUUCCGGCAAGGAUCCAUUGCCAAGAACAGCUUGCAGCACUGGUGGAGUCUCUUGUAAGAUUCUUUAUCAUUGAUAUGCAAGCUCAGACUGCCAGAGAUUUGAAGGAGACUUUGCUCAAGGAACCAAGAAGCCUCCCAUUCUCGAAUCAUGUUUCAGACGCGUUGACUCUGUCUCCAUACAAGAAAGCAGUUUUGCUAAUAAUCAACUUGGUACACCAACAAGUAACAACAUCACUAGUAGGAGGAGCUGCAGUAGGUGCUGUGUUUGGAGAACUGCUAAAAGCGGUCCUGGCAAUGAAAGACAAGGCCAUGAUGUUCAGACAAACCUUAGCGCACCUGAGAACAACGUUAACAGCAAUCGCUCCUGUGGUCAAAGAGAUAGAGAACCACAACAAUGAAUUGGGUCGUCCAAAGGAAGAGCUUGAAUCCCUCAUGAGAGAAAUGGAACAAGGCACCAAGCUCGUCUACAAGUGUUCCAAGAUCCGCAAGUUGAAUUUCAUCGCCAGGAUCCGGUACCAAGAACAGCUGGUGGCGUUGGUAGAAUCUUUGGUCAAGUUCUUCAUGAUUGACUUGCAGGCUCAGACAGCCAGAGAUUUGAAGGAGACUCUGCUUGAGGUCAGGAAAAUAAGCAGUGAAGUGAGUAAAUUAUCCUCUGCAUCACAUUUACGGUGCUCUUCUUCUGGUCGCGUCUCUUUAUCCGCUGAUUUGGGCCAUUUAGAGAUACACGAAACAAGUUCGCCGUCUUUGGGAUCUAAUGCUUUUGUGAAUCGCCAGAGCCAAUCCAUUUUCAACACAAACAUCAAACCCGAGUCAAGUAGUCCAACUGACUCUGUUACAAUAACGUUCCCCGAUUUCGAAGGGUCUUCUAGUAAUUUCCAUAUUGAUGAGUUGUUAGGUGCUUCGGGUGAGGCUCUUGGGAUGACGAGUUAUGGAACGUUUGCUUACAAAGCAAUGUUGGAGGAUGGGACGACGCUGGUUGUGAAGAGGCUGAGAAAUGUGGUGGUGGGGAAGAGUGAGUUUGAUCGGCAGUUGCUGAUUUUGCAAAGGCUUUCUAGGCACCCGAAUAUUAUGCCCCUUCUUGCUGGCUAUUAUUCCAAGGAUGAGAAGUUGCUCAUUUACGACUACAUAGCCAGCUGCAACCUUUCCGAUCUGUUGCAUGAGAAAAGGAAGAAUGGAAUGCCACUACUAGAUUGGGAUUUGAAACUGAAGAUUUUACUUGGAGUUGCAAAGGGUGUUGCUCAUAUCCACUCAUCAACUGAAGGAGAAUUUGUUCAUGGCAACAUUAGCACAUCCAAUAUACUUGUCACAGCAGAUAUUAAAGGUUGCAUAUCGUAUUUUGGCUUGCAUUCUAUAUUCAGUGGCAAAUCAACCAACCUUUUUACACGAAAUAAAGGGUAUUACGCGCCGGAGGUUAUUCGAACUGGAAUUCUGACUCAAAAAUCUGAUGUGUACGGAUUUGGUGUUGUUCUUUUUGAGAUACUAACUGGAAAAUUGUCAUCUGAGUAUAAUAAUAAUGAUCUUCAGAGCUCAUUUAACAAUUCGAUUCGCGAUGACAUGCAUGGUCGAAUGCUAAAGAAGAUGAUGAUACUAGCAGAGGCAUGCAUGGCAAUAUCACCUGAAUUGAGACCUUCCAUGGAUGAGGUUGUUAAGAAACUGGAAGUAGUCCAAGUUGUUGUGUCAUGUAUUGUGUAUGGUUUGAAGCCUUUUCCAUAUUGAGCAGAAUUUAAAGUGGUUAUUAUAUACUCUUUUGUUUUUGAAGGAAAGAGAGGGUUAAAUUCAUGAGGAGCAAUGAUAUUUAUCCCUGCCGUAUUUUGUAUAUGGUUUGAAGCUUCUUCCAUUCACACUAAAUUUGGAUUAGUAAAUGCCCAUUUUGCUAGUCCAUGUGCUACCCUAUUUCUAUUUCAUUUCACAUGAUUGAAACUAAGUGAUCUAAAUUCAGCAAUCAGAGAGAGUGUAUCGGCAAUGAAUGACCAAACCAAGUGUCAUCUAGCUUACCUUGUUUGAGUGUUUUCACCACUUCCAGGUUUUCUUCCAAAUACACUCUUCUUCAUUCCUACUCUCUGGAUUGCUUGAUAUGUGUUGGUUUUGGGCUUUCAGUUCAUUGUAAGUUAGUUUCACUCUGGACACUCCAUCUCUGGUUGUUUUUCAAAUGAAUUUAUCUUCUUGGUCUAUUCUAGGUAGGAGAACUUUCAUGAUUUGCUAUGCUUCAAAGGAUAGAAAUAUCUGUGUUAUGAUUUUCUCAUUUCAUCUGUUCUUUUGCAUGCAUCAAUUCUGAUACUGUUGCGUCUGGUUCUAAUAUUGAUGGAGGGAUCCACGGCUUAAAGACAUUAUGUUUUGGGAGCCAAAGAUCAGUCCAGAUUCUAGUGUUCCUUCCGUUCCAAAUCUUCAAGUAUCCCCCAAUUUCAAUCACGUUUUUAACUUGCCAGAUGCUCCUCCUAAGUGUAGCUUGGUGUGAAACCUAGGUUUGAUUGGAGAAUAUUUUUCUUUCUAUAAUACUUGUUUUUCAAUAGUUCUAGCACUUCGGAUACCGAGAUAUCGACACAAAAAUACAAAAUUGUAUUUGAUAAAUAAGAUAUAAACAGAAUCAUUAAAUUAGUGUAUUUUGUAU